AUGCCAGCACCCCGAACUUAUCGCGCCGAAGCGCUGGUCUUGAAGAAUGCACCCUUUGGCGAGGCCGACCUGCUGGUAACCCUGUUCACCCGGGAAGCCGGCAAGGUAAGGGCCGUUGCCAAGGGUGCGCGGCGCGCGACCGCCAAGCUGGUAGGCCAUCUGGAACCACUGACGGUUACCCGCUUGGCCCUGUCACGUGGUCGCACCCUGGACGUGAUUAACCAGGCGGAGACCCUCGAGUCCUUUGCUCUAGUGAAGGCCAACCUGACGGCGGUCACCAAGGGACUGCAGGUUGCCGAGCUGGUGGAUGGAUUUGGGUCUGAGGAAAGCCCCAACGAGCCUCUUUACGGCCUGUCGCUCGCCACCCUGGCAGCCAUAGGCCGUUCUCCCGAUGCUGAACUUCCCCUGCUGUAUUUCCACCUGCACCUGUUAUCGGUCUCGGGCCUAAUGCCAGAACUGCAGGACUGCGUGGAAUGCCGACGGGAGAUAGAACCGGAAAGGCAUCGUUACAGUGCCGACGGCGGCGGCGUCUUUUGCCCCGACUGCACUCCCCACCAGUCCGGGUUGCGCCCCCUUUCCGUGCGAGCCCUCAAGGUUCUGCGGCUGCUGGCCCGCAGCCAGCCAACGGCGCUGCCCACCCUGCACCUGGACGCCAGUCUGACACAAGAACUGCGGACCACCCUCACCGGCACCGUUCAAUACUGGCUGGACAAGGAGAUCCGCACCAAUUCCUUCCUCAACCACCUGGCUCGAACCGAAAGGACGGGCACGGCGAGAGGGUAA
Messenger RNA from Geodia barretti, 783 nucleotides. The record is from the annotation of a GenBank genome assembly. NCBI's taxonomy places the organism in Eukaryota, Metazoa, Porifera, Demospongiae, Tetractinellida, Geodiidae.